GGAUGUCUAGUGGUCCUAAUAGCGUUUUGGGGCGAUGCAGAACUCCUCCGUCGUCGCUAGGUGGCGACAUUGUUCCGUGCGCGUGAACGACCUGACCGGAAAGCGAGCCGGCGCAGCGGACCUCCGAGCGGAGGCAGGCGAGAGCAAAGAUGGCAGCCGCGGCAGUGGCUGAGUUUCAGAGAGCACAGUCGCUUCUUGGAACAGACCGGAACGCCUCCAUCGAUAUCUUACAUUCCAUUGUUAAGCGGGACAUCCAGGAGAACGAUGAGGAGGCUGUGCGCGUUAAAGAGCAGAGCAUCCUGGAGCUGGGGGGCCUGCUGGCCAAGACGGGACAGGCUGCAGAGCUUGGGGGUCUGCUGAAAUAUGUGCGCCCCUUCCUCAACUCCAUCUCCAAGGCCAAGGCCGCCCGGCUGGUCCGCUCCCUGCUGGACCUGUUCCUGGACAUGGAGGCUGCCACUGGCCAGGAGGUGGAGCUCUGCCUGGAGUGCAUAGAGUGGGCCAAGGUGGAGAAGAGGACCUUCCUCCGACAGGCGCUGGAGGCUCGUCUCAUCUCGCUGUACUUCGACACAAAAUGCUACCAGGAGGCUCUACAACUCGGGACGCAGCUGCUGCAGGAGCUGAAGAAGAUGGACGACAAGGCGCUGCUGGUGGAGGUGCAGCUGCUGGAGAGCAAGACGUACCACGGACUGAGCAACCUGCCCAAGGCCCGCGCCGCCCUCACCUCCGCCCGGACCACCGCCAACGCCAUCUACUGCCCCCCCAAGCUGCAGGCGGCUUUAGACAUGCAGUCAGGAAUCAUUCACGCAGCGGAGGACAAGGACUGGAAGACGGCCUUCUCCUACUUCUACGAGGCCUUCGAGGGCUACGACUCCAUCGACAGCCCCCGAGCCGUCACCGCCCUCAAGUACAUGCUGCUCUGCAAAAUCAUGCUCAACUUGCCGGAGGACGUCCAGUCUCUCAUCAGUGGGAAGCUCGCACUGCGCUACGCCGGCAGACAGACAGACUCGCUGAAAUGUGUGGCGCAAGCCAGCAAGAACCGGUCGCUGGCAGACUUUGAAAAGGCACUAACGGAGUACAAAGCAGAGCUGAGGGACGACCCCAUCAUCAGCACCCAUCUGACCACGCUGUACGACACCCUGCUGGAGCAGAACCUCAUCAGGGUCAUUGAGCCUUUCUCCAGGGUCCAGAUGGCCCACAUUUCGUCCCUCGUCAAACUAUCCAAGGGAGACGUGGAGAGGAAACUAUCGCAGAUGAUCCUGGAUGAGAAGUUUCACGGCAUUUUGGACCAAGGCGAAGGCGUGCUGAUCGUCUUCGACCAGCCGGCGGUGGACAAGACGUACGAGGCGGCCCUGGAGACCAUCCAGAACAUGAGCAAAGUGGUGGACUCGCUCUACAACAAAGCCAAGAAGCUGACAUAAGAGAAAGUGAAACUGUGGAUCUCGCCCCCCCAGCCCCCCUCCAGUCAGGACCUCUGCUCACUCACUCACGUCGGCCCGGGAGGACGAGGAGGGUACGAACACUUCAAACGACACAGCGAGGAAAUGAAACCAGACGACCCCCCCCAUCCCGGCCUCUCUUACCCCCCCCCGCCCCAUCCCGGCCUCUCAUACCCCUCCCGCCCAAUCCCGGCCUCUC
Messenger RNA from Gasterosteus aculeatus aculeatus (three-spined stickleback), 1635 nucleotides. RefSeq names its product 26S proteasome non-ATPase regulatory subunit 11A. Gene Ontology annotation, molecular function: protein binding. Lineage: Eukaryota; Metazoa; Chordata; Actinopteri; Perciformes; Gasterosteidae. The record is from RefSeq and is a predicted model, not a curated record.